Entelurus aequoreus (snake pipefish) is the source of this 3662-nucleotide messenger RNA. Its product is annotated as PRKCA-binding protein-like. The record is from RefSeq and is a predicted model, not a curated record. The transcript has 13 exons. Gene Ontology annotation, biological process: intracellular protein transport; dendritic spine maintenance; receptor clustering. Lineage: Eukaryota; Metazoa; Chordata; Actinopteri; Syngnathiformes; Syngnathidae. The coding region runs from base 188 to 1429 and encodes 413 amino acids. Gene Ontology annotation, molecular function: phospholipid binding; protein kinase C binding; protein domain specific binding. Gene Ontology annotation, cellular component: trans-Golgi network membrane; postsynaptic density; synaptic vesicle.
ACACCGGAAAUGACAUCAGUAAGUAAACAGUACCCCUGUCAUUGGAGAGCGAUUUAUGUUUUGAAGCAAACUAAGAAUUCAAGGAGCGAGGUAUAGUCAAGUGUGUAUUACGGGGGAUGGUGCGUCGCUUGGCGUUCGAGCAGCUGCCGUUCUUCCCGAUAAAAGGUGUUCCCAGCACAGGGGUGCUAUGUUCACAGACAUGGAAUUUGAAUUGGAAGAGGAUAAAUUAGGGAUACCUACAGUACCUGGGACGGUAUGUCUGAAAAAAGACGCAAACAACCUAAUUGGAAUCAGCAUCGGUGGCGGUGCUCAAUACUGUCCCUGUCUCUACAUUGUCCAGGUGUUUGACAACACGCCCGCAGCCUUGGAUAAGACGCUUGCAGCAGGUGAUGAAAUCACAGGCGUCAAUGGCAAACCAGUCAAGGGGAAGACAAAAGUGGAAGUGGCCAAGAUGAUUCAAGCUGUACAGUCCGAAGCAGUAAUCCACUACAACAAAUUGCAAGCAGACCCAAAACAGGGAAAGUCCCUGGACAUAGUGCUGAAAAAAGUGAAACAUCGGCUGGUGGAAAAUUUGAGCUCUGGCACCGCAGACGCCCUGGGACUCAGUCGAGCUAUUUUAUGCAACGAUGGACUUGUUAAAAGACUGGAAGAAUUGGAGAAAACAGCAGAACUUUACAAAGGCCUGAUGGAGCACACCAAGCGACUGCUCAGAGCCUUUUUUGAGCUCUCACAAACGCACAGAGCGUUUGGAGAUGUUUUUUCUGUCAUCGGAGUGCGAGAGCCCCAAACCGCUGCCAGCGAGGCCUUUGUGAAGUUUGCCGACGCUCAUCGCAACAUCGAGAAAUACGGCAUUCAGUUGCUGAAGACCAUCAAGCCUAUGCUUCAUGAUUUGAACACCUACCUUCACAAGGCCAUACCCGACACCAAGCUCACCAUUCGCAAGUACCUGGAUGUGAAGUUUGAAUAUUUGUCGUACUGCCUAAAGGUGAAAGAAAUGGACGAUGAAGAAUACAGCAGCAUUGCCAUGGGAGAACCUCUGUAUCGCGUCUGCACUGGAAACUAUGAGUACCGCCUGGUGCUGCGCUGUCGGCAGGAGGCUCGGUCGCGUUUUGCCAAGAUGAGGAAAGAUGUUCUGGAAAAGAUCGAGCUACUGGACCAGAAGCACGUCCAGGACAUAGUCUUCCAGCUGCAGCGCUUCGUGUCAGGCAUGUCCCGCUACUACGACGAGUGCUACGCCGUGCUGAAGGAGGCCGACGUGUUCCCCAUCGAGGUGGACCUCUCCCGCACCACCAUCAACUACAGCAGCCAGUCCUUGGCCUACACUGACGAGGAUGAGGGCGAGGACGGUGGGGGAGGAGCCGAGGAAGGAGGAAGCGGCGAAGGCGUCCGGGCAGAGAACGGAGACGAGAAACUGAUCGAUGACGACUGAGUCACGUGACGUGUGUGUGGCGCCACCGCUCUCAUGUUUACUCUUAACGUUGUCCGGGUGGGACGAUCAUGUUUGAAUGAAGACUACUGAAAUGCUGCUUUAGGACCUCUUGAUGUUUAUUUUAAAAAUAGUUUUUCCCCACCUGAUCAGGUUGAUGAUAAAUAACUAUGAUGGAAACAGCAAAUGUUUUUGCUUACGAAGCGCAUGUGAUUUGUGCCUUCUAAUUUUAAGUCAGGAGUGGGCUGUGGUUCUCAAACUUUGUUCACCAAGUAGCACCUCAGAAGCUCUCCAAGCACCACCAUGAUGACCAACAGUAGCAUAGUAGGCUUAAGUAUUCAUCCAAAACAUGGCAGAGGUUUUAUUAAACAAGUAUAUGUAAUAUAUUUGACGGCUGUAAUAUCACAGUUUGAACAGUAACACUGUGUUUGAAUAUUUAAUGAAGUGAUUAUUUGGCGUACCACUGGACACAGUUUGAGAAUCACUGCUAAAGAUUUGUGCUACAUGUUUGUUUGUUGGGGCAGUGAGGGAUGGUGCUGCAGUUACAUGUUUGUUUGUUGGGGCAGUGAGGGAUGGUGCUGCAGCUACAUGUUUGUUUGUUGGGGCAGUGAGGGAUGGUGCUGCAGCUACAUGUUUGUUUGUUGGGGCAGUGAGGGAUGGUGCUGCAGUUACAUGUUUGUUUGUUGGGGCAGUGAGGGAUGGUGCUGCAGCUACAUGUUUGUUUGUUGGGGCUGUGAGGGAUGGUGCUGCAGCUACAUGUUUGUUUGUUGGGGCAGUGAGGGAUGGUGCUGCAGCUACAUGUUUGUUUGUUUGUUGGGGCAGUGAGGGAUGGUGCUGCAGCUACAUGUUUGUUUGUUGGGGCAGUGAGGGAUGGUGCUGCAGCUACAUGUUUGUUUGUUGGGGCAGUGAGGGAUGGUGCUGCAGUUACAUGUUUGUUUGUUGGGGCAGUGAGGGAUGGUGCUGCAGCUACAUGUUUGUUUGUUGGGGCAGUGAGGGAUGGUGCUGCAGCUACAUGUUUGUUUGUUGGGGCAGUGAGGGAUGGUGCUGCAGUUACAUGUUUGUUUGUUGGGGCAGUGAGGGAUGGUGCUGCAGUUACAUGUUUGUUUGUUGGGGCAGUGAGGGAUGGUGCUGCAGUUACAUGUUUGUUUGUUGGGGCAGUGAGGGAUGGUGCUGCAGUUACAUGUUUGUUUGUUGGGGCAGUGAGGGAUGGUGCUGCAGCUACAUGUUUGUUUGUUGGGGCAGUGAGGGAUGGUGCUGCAGCUACAUGUUUGUUUGUUGGGGCAGUGAGGGAUGGUGCUGCAGUUACAUGUUUGUUUGUUGGGGCAGUGAGGGAUGGUGCUGCAGCUACAUGUUAGUUUGUUGGGGCAGUGAGGGAUGGUGCUGCAGCUACAUGUUUGUUUGUUGGGGCAGUGAGGGAUGGUGCUGCAGCUACAUGUUUGUUUGUUGGGGCAGUGAGGGAUGGUGCUGCAGCUACAUGUUUGUUUGUUGGGGCUGUGAGGGAUGGUGCUGCAGCUACAUGUUUGUUUGUUGGGGCAGUGAGGGAUGGUGCUGCAGCUACAUGUUUGUUUGUUGGGGCAGUGAGGGAUGGUGCUGCAGCUACAUGUUUGUUGGGGCAGUGAGGGAUGGUGCUGCAGCUACAUGUUUGUUGGGGCAGUGAGGGAUGGUGCUGCAGCUACAUGUUUGUUUGUUGGGGCAGUGAGGGAUGGUGCUGCAGCUACAUGUUUGUUUGUUGGGGCAGUGAGGGAUGGUGCUGCAGCUACAUGUUUGUUGGGGCAGUGAGGGAUGGUGCUGCAGCUACAUGUUUGUAGGGGCUGUGAGGGAUGGUGCUGCAGCUACAUGUUUGUUGGGGCAGUGAGGGAUGGUGCUGCAGCUCUCACACUUUCUGCUUGACAGCUGCACGACAAAAGGGAGCUCUUCUAAAAAGAUUCACAACCAAAGUCUUUAUUAAUCCAGGUCGUUCCAUCGUGUGCUAACUUGAUCUGCAUAAACCAUGUUGUGAAAAUGCAAACACUACUUGUAAAUAGCAACGUUGAAGGGAACUACUGCUGAAUAUUUUCAAUUGUACCACUUUGUUAUUUAUUCUUUAUUUACACUUGCCAAAAAGUGCUUCUAUGAAAAUAUAUUUAUCUGUCGCUUAGAAUUGCAUCUUUUGGGAAACAGGUCUAAAAAGGUAUCUUCUCCACUGAGUAUAUUUUGUCCAUGUACUGUAUACCAUUUCAAAAAUAAAUGGGCUGAA